Molecule: messenger RNA, 484 nt
Organism: Dipodomys spectabilis (banner-tailed kangaroo rat)
Lineage: Eukaryota; Metazoa; Chordata; Mammalia; Rodentia; Heteromyidae
Gene: Polr2i
Product: RNA polymerase II subunit I
Exons: 6
Coding region: 52-429 (125 amino acids)
Biological process (GO): maintenance of transcriptional fidelity during transcription elongation by RNA polymerase II; transcription initiation at RNA polymerase II promoter; DNA-templated transcription
Cellular component (GO): RNA polymerase II, core complex
Molecular function (GO): DNA-directed RNA polymerase activity; zinc ion binding; nucleic acid binding
Source: RefSeq, a predicted model, not a curated record
CCGUAGCGCGGUCUGCGCACGCGCGGGAGGCUGCGCGGUCAGUGCGUAACUAUGGAACCCGAUGGCACCUACGAGCCGGGCUUUGUGGGUAUUCGCUUCUGCCAGGAAUGUAACAACAUGCUGUACCCCAAGGAAGACAAGGAGAACCGCAUCCUGCUGUACGCGUGCCGGAACUGUGACUACCAGCAGGAAGCGGACAACAGCUGCAUCUACGUCAACAAAAUCACGCACGAAGUGGACGAGCUGACCCAGAUCAUCGCUGACGUGUCCCAGGACCCCACUUUGCCGCGGACCGAAGACCACCCGUGCCAGAAGUGUGGCCACAAGGAGGCAGUGUUCUUCCAGUCACACAGUGCCCGGGCUGAGGAUGCCAUGCGCCUGUACUAUGUUUGCACUGCCCCACACUGUGGCCACCGCUGGACCGAGUGAGCAUCCCUAACUCCCCCUGUAAUAAACACCAGAUUCUGUGCCCAUAUUUCCCGUG